AUGAAGACUGUGAAACCGUAUGGUACUUGGGAUUCUCCCGUCUCCAUCGAUCUGAUUUUGCAGGCGGGCGAUGCGAAGAUAUCCGAUGAUGUCUUUGUCGAUCCUGUAACCUCCAAAAUCUACCACACUGAGGGUCGGCCAGAUGAAAACGGGCGCGAUACUAUAAUUGCGAGCGAGGAAGGGAUCGACGUCCUCGGCAAGCCAUGGGAUGCUCGGGAUGGUAUAUAUGAGUAUGGCGGAGCGCCUGCGGUGGCAUUCAAUGGUACUUUGUAUUUCUCAAAUUACACCGAUGGCAGGGUAUACAAGACGACGGAAGGCGGCCAACCUGAGUCGAUCACCCCAGACUCAAACAAUGUCGUCCGAUACGCCAACUUCUCUGUGCACCCGAAGCAGAACCACCUCAUUGUGGCUGUUCUGGAAGAUCACAAGGAUCCUGAACCUUCGAAUGUCAUCAACAACGUCUGUCUUAUCAAUGCCAACACCAGGACUGUAUCCACGAUCGUGUCUGAUGCGGACUUCUAUGCCUCCCCGACGUUCUCCCCCGAUGGUGCCCACAUCGCCUGGGUGCAGUGGAACUUCCCUGACAUGCCGUUUGACGGAUCUCAGCUCUACGUUGGAGACGUGACUGUCUCAGCGGACGAAACCAGCUUGAGCGUAAGCAACGCGACCUACGUAGCAGGGAAGGCUAGCACAGUCAGCGCGACUUUCGCUUGCUGGGCGUCUAAUGAUGUCGUACUCUUCACCAGCGACGAGUCCGGCUUCAUUAAUCCAUGGAUGUAUUCUGUCUCGUCUCACAAGGCGGGCCCGAUCCUGUCUAAACCGAUCAAAGAUGACUUCGGUGUGGGCAAGUGGACGCUCAGCUGGAAUUUCGGUGCUGCGAUGGACCUGGAAGCGAAGAAGUCCCUCUUCAUUUCUAUGAGAGAGGGAAGGAGCGUGAUCUACGUCGUGGACGUCGCGCGCGGGACGGCAAACUGCCUUGACUGCCCUUACGUCAACAUCACGACGUUCAAACGUGCAGGUGACAACCGCGCGGUCUUCCUGGGACAGAAACGCGACAACUCCGCAAACGUCAUUCUUUGCACCUUGGAAGGCUCAGAUGAGCAACCAGAGCUGUCCUACAAGGAAUUAAAGAACAGCACCGAGAUACCCGAUGAUGUGAAGGCUUCGAUCUCGUAUGCACAGCCUAUCACUCUUGAGAACGACGCCGGAGAGGCAUUGUAUGUGAUAUAUUAUCCCCCGACGAAUGUGGAUUACACGGGCCCGGAGGAUGAACGUCCUCCUUGUGUGGUGGAUGCGCACGGUGGUCCCACGGGAAUAGCCUACCAGUCCUUGCAGUGGCUGGUCCAAUAUUUUACUAGUCGUGGGUUCGCUUGGAUGGACGUGAACUACAGUGGAAGCUCUGGAUACGGCCGUGCAUACGUCAACCGGCUCUUGGGCCAGUGGGGUGUACUCGACGUGAAGGACAUCGUCAGCGCCAUAAAGCAGAUCUCCUCCGCCCCGCGGUUGCUUGUCGAUCCCAAGCGCACCGCAAUCAGAGGCGAGUCCUCUGGCGGAUAUGACGCGCUCAUGACGAUCUGCUCUCAUCCUGAUGCCUACACUGCGGCAACUUCUCAGUAUGGGAUUGCCGACCUCACGACCCUCGCACAGCACACGCACAAGUUCGAGUCGCGCUAUAUCGACGAGCUGGUCGGAGGAACCUGGAACGAUAAUCCUCAAUUGUACGAUUCGCGUUCGCCAGUCAAUCUGGCGAGUAGCAUCAAGACGCCGCUGCUCGUUCUUCAGGGGUUAGCCGACAACGUAGUCCCGCCCGAGCAGGCGCAGGCCAUUGUGGUAGCCAUCAUGAAACAGGGCGGGACGGUUGAGUCCAUUACCUUCCCAGGAGAGGGACAUGGAUGGAGGAAGGCGGAGACGAUCAAGAAGGCGUACGAAUCGGAGCUGGGAUUCUACAGAGUUGUCUGGGGAUUGUUCCCGUGA
Molecule: messenger RNA, 1974 nt
Organism: Laetiporus sulphureus 93-53
Lineage: Eukaryota; Fungi; Basidiomycota; Agaricomycetes; Polyporales; Laetiporaceae
Product: alpha/beta-hydrolase
Exons: 7
Coding region: 1-1974 (657 amino acids)
Biological process (GO): proteolysis
Molecular function (GO): serine-type peptidase activity
Source: RefSeq, a predicted model, not a curated record